Messenger RNA from Procambarus clarkii (red swamp crayfish), 2022 nucleotides. RefSeq lists its product as uncharacterized. NCBI's taxonomy places the organism in Eukaryota, Metazoa, Arthropoda, Malacostraca, Decapoda, Cambaridae. The record is from RefSeq and is a predicted model, not a curated record.
GGGCUCGUCGCACAGAUCAAUAGCUUACUAGACAAGGUUGGGGAGGAGAGCUCUCAUACAACGAUAUUUCCUGUAAUUUGUUGAUUUGAGACGGUGUUUCAUGUCGGUAUUGCUUAUUCUCUAGGACCUACCCACUAUUUUGAAGGUAAAUAGUAAGGAGUGGGGGCGGCGUGAGGCAGGAGGAGCAGGAUGUGGGCGUGGCAGGUGUGGGCGUGGUGUGUGGCGGGCGUGGUGACCUGGGCUGCCGCCACGCCUACCUGGCAGUCGUGCAAGGCUGAGUGCGACUCUCACUUCUCCAGAAACGAUCUCCUCCAGUCUGCGUUAUCGCGAAUGUGUGAGCGUGGGUGUGACCUGUUCACCGUGGCCCUCAUCGCCACCCCCCAGCGGACCCGGGUGCUGCAUCUUGGUCCAGUCCACCUGCCCCCAAGGACCCCUGCCCCGCCCCGCAGCCCGCCCCAUGACCUAGUGGUGAGAGUGGAGAAGAAGAACCCAAUAGAACAGAUUGGUGAGCGCCAUCACCAUCACCACCACCACCUCCACCACGCUCCCGACAGGAACCUUCGGGUAAUCUCUCCGGUCCAAACCAGGACCCCUCACCACAAGACACGCCAGACAACCACUCAGCCUGCAGACCACCCGGUCCAAGACCACCCGGCCCAGGCAGACCAUCAAGCCACUACCACUCAUCCGGGUCAAGGCCAGGCUGGACACUCCGCAAGCCAAGCCACUACUACUCAAACAUCAAACACACACUCGCCCGCCACCACGGCCGAGGCACCAGCAGUCAAGGAUGAGAGGCAUGAGCUCAGUGAUGAGGGGCACGAGACCAACGCCAUCAUCAUCUUGGGUAAAGACAGCCUGCAUCAGGAGGGUGAUACCGGUGAAGAGCUUCCACAUAUGACACCAGAGGAGUUCCAGGCAGCGAGGGCAGGAGAAGACGUGGAACGACUGCAACAGGCUAAGGAUUCUUGCAGGCAUGCGUGUGUGACGGCGUACCACCUGGAGGAGGAGCAGAAAGCGUGCGUGGUGGGGUGCCACUACCAGGCCAUCACAGCCGCCACACACCCGCCUCGGGCCAGGAUGCCAGACGUGGUCAGAAACCCCCUCGCCAUGUUCCAGCACGUCAUGUUCAACCUGGCGGGUCGCGUGGGCCGGCUGGUGCGAGUAACGUGGGCCUGGACCACUGGCAGCCAGCGGGAUGCUCCCCACAAAGAGCACCACCAGAAAAUACAAGAAACGGUGUCUCAUUUAGCGUUGCCACAUGGCGUCUCCCCAGUACACAGCCCAGAACACAAGUACCGGAGCGGCCGGGUCUACUACUCGGAGCUCUUAGGCCACUAUACCAUCGGCGUCAGCGAGGACGUGCCUCUGGCUGACCCCAGCCUCGUCCACCACCACGACCAUGAGUGUCGUCAUCGCCACCAGCAGCAGCAGCCACAGCAGUCCCAACAGCAGCAGCUUUCUCAACACACCCAGCAGCAACAACAACAGAACCAACAGCAGCAGGUGCAGCAGCAGCAACAGCAGCAACAACAGCAGCAACAGCUGGAUUUACUAGAAUGUAUUUCACGCAAGUCUGGACUGCCGCGGUGGUUCAUCGCUGUCACCAUCUUCACCUCAGCGCUGGUGAUCCUCUGGUUGUGCUUCACCCUCACAGCCCCACCCGAUGAUAUCAAGGUCGUCAAGACCAAGCCUCCGGAGCUGGAGCUGGAGGAGGACGAUGAGGACUUCGAGGAUGACGACCUGCCGUGCUCCGAGAAGAAGCAGCUCCUGGCUCAAGCCGACGACGUCAUCAAGAUCAGGAUCGAGAACGUGUAGGGGCUACAAUCAUCCCUCAUCCUUCCUCCCUACUAUCUAAAUAAAAAAAAUUGAUUGGGCAAUCAUCUCGAGUUGUAAGGUUAACAGGCACUAAGUAUAUUUAGUGCACACGUGUGUAAAAAAGCUAGGCUACAAAAACAAGUGAUUCCCAAUCUAUGCCAAAGAAAUUACAAAGAAGUCAAAUAGUGCAUCUGUUUAGGUAAA